Molecule: messenger RNA, 822 nt
Organism: Cryptomeria japonica (Japanese cedar)
Lineage: Eukaryota; Viridiplantae; Streptophyta; Pinopsida; Cupressales; Cupressaceae
Product: anthocyanin regulatory R-S protein-like
Exons: 3
Coding region: 1-822 (273 amino acids)
Molecular function (GO): protein dimerization activity
Source: RefSeq, a predicted model, not a curated record
AUGGAUAACUACGAUUUUAGGGGCAUUGAAUCUUUCUUAGAGAUGAGCAAUGAUGCUUAUUCUGAGCUUCCUCAGCACAGUGCCUUCAAUGCAUACGUACAGCAACUCCAUUCAAACACAAACACAGUAGCAGAAUCCUCUCAGACUCUGCACAAAAAAUGUUUCAGAUUUCUGAGGAAAAUCGAUGAAGAUAGAAAGUUAGCUGAGAUCCAAAGAUCCCUAAGAGUUGAUGCAGAAAACAGAAAUCAAGCCAAAACAGCAUUUCACCACUUGAUUACAGAGCGCAAUAGGAGAGCCAGAUUGAAUGAGCAUUUCCAGAAUCUUCACUCUCUUCUUCCACGAAAUUGCAAGAAAGAUAGGAUUUCAAUAUUGUCGAAUGCCACAAGUUAUCUGAGGGAACUGAAACUUCGCGUUUGUGAGCUGGAACAACAGAAUGAAAGUACCCAUGACGAUUCGACUACGAGGAAUUUCUCAAAUAGUGGAGAAGGAAGUGGCGGGUUUGAAUCGCAGCAGAAGAGUUUCAUUUCAGAGAGCCCAUUACUUUACCGUAGCGAUGAUGUGGUGUUGGAGCGAUGCAAGGAUUUCCCCAGCUGCCAUGUUAAGAUUAUGAUCGAUGUGCAGAGAAUUAGGGUUUCAUGCCCACCAACUCUUCUUCUAAAGGUGAUAGCUCUUUUGAGUUCAGAGCAAUUGGAGAUCCUUUCGCUUUCACAUGAAAAGGGAUUUGGAUUUCAGGCUAUUUUUCUUGUACUCCCGAAGGGUGAGGACUGGAAUAUUUCCCACUGGCAAACUUUGGGGGAUUUAAUCAGUCAGACUCUCAACUGA